Messenger RNA from Histoplasma mississippiense, 243 nucleotides. RefSeq lists its product with no specific name. Gene Ontology annotation, cellular component: endoplasmic reticulum. The coding region runs from base 1 to 243 and encodes 80 amino acids. The transcript has 3 exons. The record is from RefSeq and is a predicted model, not a curated record. NCBI's taxonomy places the organism in Eukaryota, Fungi, Ascomycota, Eurotiomycetes, Onygenales, Ajellomycetaceae.
AUGGCACAAACCCCUCAACAGCGUCGAGCAAAUGAGCGCUUUGCCAAACUCGAGGCUGCAAAGCGCGGCAAACCAGAGACCGGUGUGAAGUCGAAGAAGCAGAAACCAAAGUCGCCAGUACCUCUUGGCUGGGUUGUCGUCCUCGCCUUCGUCGUGUGUGGUGGAAUGCUGUUCGAGCUCGCGAGGGUUGUCCCGGAACUAUGGGCGGUCAUUUGGGCAUUUGUGUCGAAGUGGACGGGUUAA